Messenger RNA from Carya illinoinensis, 2518 nucleotides. RefSeq lists its product as uncharacterized. The transcript is spliced from 10 exons. Lineage: Eukaryota; Viridiplantae; Streptophyta; Magnoliopsida; Fagales; Juglandaceae. Bases 597 to 1496 code for a protein of 299 amino acids. The record is from RefSeq and is a predicted model, not a curated record.
GAAAACAAUACUACGUUGCAUUAAAGCUUCACUGCACAGACAAGUUUGGCAUCGACCUAUGAUGCUUUAUCCUACGAGACCAAUUUAUCAUGCAAUCCAAUCUUCAAGCUGGCGGCAUGAGGAGCGCUAUUAAUUAUCAAGGUGACCGAGCGGGACCCAGUUCUAGAGGCAGAGGGAGGCUGCGAGGUAUUCGUGCUAGGCGCCAUGUACCGUACAGUGCUCGCCACAACCGACCAAGGGGGGCAAAAAUCUCCUCAUAUCACAGCCCUGAGGAGCGCAAUCAAGAAUCAUCGGAUGACUCCACAUAGCCCCCAAGUCCCCCACCAGCUACCAACCCAAUUCCCACACCAGCGCCUAUUCGAGAAGCCUCACCAGUGCGCGAACAAUCACCUCCUAGAGAAGACGCGAGAUUGGAGGACGCCAGUAUACCACAAACUGUUGCGGACGCCCCCACAGAACCUGAAGUAACGCAGCAACAAAGAAAACGAAUACGUGGGCCCGCUAGAUGCAUCGAGUUUGAGAAGGUGAGAAAGCACGGGAAAGUGCUUUUAAAGAUAAACGAUGGUGAGACUGCCCCGUGUUGUGAGCAUGCUUCUAUGUUCACGACACGAGUAAGCUGGAUUGUUAAACAAUAUUGUGACAUGAGUUAUGCGCGCUGGACCGAUGUCCCAGAAGCCAUGAAAGAGGAGCUCAUUGACCGUGUUCGGUCUGACUUCGUGUUCGACUGGGAACGUGAGAACCACCGAUUGACCGUGACGAAGGCACUUCGUAAGCGCUUCAACUCCUUUCAUCAUGAUUUGCACAAGAUUUAUCAAUCCUUUGAAAGCCAUGAAGAGGCGUUAGCUAGUGGGACAAGCUUGGUGGACCCCCUUGUAUGGGUCAAGUUGUGUGGCAGGUGGGGCAGCGAUGCAUUUAAGAAAAUUUCAUCUCAAAACCGGGAGAACAGGAAGAAGCAGGCAAUUAACCACACAUCAGGACGUAAAUCAUUCAUCCGAAUACUUGAGCAAAAGCGGGCUGAAAAUGGAAAUUUGGUUGACUUCUAUAAAGAGACGCGAUGGUCAAAGAAGAAGAACAAGUUUGUGACAGAUGCUACAGAAGAAACAUACAAGGAGAUGACAGGUAGGUUGGAUGGCCUAGAACCAGAGCAACGUAAUGAUGAGGCAGCAGCGACUGUCUUUAGGGAGGUCCUUGGGCAUCGACCUGGAUAUGCGCGAGGACUCGGGGAGAUGGUCAUCCCCGAGUCCUCGCGUCAACGAGACCAGGUUAAGAUGCAAUGUUACCUGUCUGAGAUUGAAAGACACAAGAAAGACUCUGAACAACAUAAGAAAGAUGCUGAGGCGUAUAAGAGUCAGCUGGAUGAAAUGAGAUCAGAGAUGCGGGCUCUUAGGGAGCAUCAGAUGCAGACUGAUAGAUUGCUUCAGUCGUUCUUUAGGGAUCAUCCUUCAUUCACUGAGUCUUAUCGACAGACUCAGUGUAACAAUUCCCCCGACCCAUAGGGGAACACUGGGGGUCAAGCGGUUUUUUGUACUGGAUUGGGUGGUUUUUUGAUAGACAAUAUCACAACUGGGCAAUAUAUAUAUAUAUAGAUAUUACUAUAUCUAUAUAAAUAUAUCUAUCUUAACACGGGGGAGAUGAAAAACUGUUUUGGGUAUGAAUAUAAGUUGAUUAUGCACACACUGAAUGUAAAGUGAAAGGAAUAGCCAGUUUGAGUUAUGGAGGUAUGAUUUCUGUCCUCUGAAUUUUAAACUUAUCAUUCUUGCUUAUAAGUUUGUGGGUUUCCCCUUUUUCUGAUUGAAGGGGUCUGAUUAUUGCUAUAUUUGGCAGGGGAAAUUGGAACAAAUGACACCUGUUUUUAAGAGGCUGACACCUUGCAUCAUAUGGUUCCAACAAAAUGAUCUCCUAAAAUAUGUCAAACUUUUGUAAAAGCUUGAAAGUGUGAUACAUGCAGUUGGAAAAAGUGCAUGAGGCUGAGAUGAGAAGCAAGGAGGACGCGUACAACUGUAAUUUCAGACUUACAACCAAAAGAAGCAAGAUAGUUGGAGGAGAGAGUUGCUCAAGAAUCAGAUAUGGAACUCGGGUGUUAAGGUUUAUAAUCAAAGGUGCUUUUACUUGCAUCAGGGGGGGGGGGGCUGGACAUAUCUAUCCAUCGAUGACAAAUCCUCAUGAGGCAUCGUUUGACUCUACCGUUAAGAUUCCGAGCAAAAGAUCAGGAUCGGGUCUUGGCGGGGUGAUAUGACCAACCACCGAUUGGGCUGACAGUUGUGGGAGAUGUUGGUGUUCACCACCUUUCUUUGAAAAAGUGACCAAGUAGAACUGUGGAUGGUAGUUGGUGAAAAGUCCAGAUUAAUAUGAGAUGUUUUUACUUGGUAGCUGUUGGUUUUAGUCACGAGUAGAGUCCUCAAAUAACUUAUACUAGUGAUAUUUAUCUUUUAUAUAAGUAGUAGCUCAGUUUGUAAUAGAUAUGAUUCGUAUAAUGCACCACCCAAUGUAGUAAGAAAUUAUAUGAUUGUUGGUAUUC